Molecule: messenger RNA, 2866 nt
Organism: Anoplopoma fimbria (sablefish)
Lineage: Eukaryota; Metazoa; Chordata; Actinopteri; Perciformes; Anoplopomatidae
Gene: grinaa
Product: glutamate receptor, ionotropic, N-methyl D-aspartate-associated protein 1a (glutamate binding)
Exons: 7
Coding region: 133-1176 (347 amino acids)
Biological process (GO): negative regulation of apoptotic signaling pathway
Cellular component (GO): endoplasmic reticulum; membrane; Golgi apparatus
Source: RefSeq, a predicted model, not a curated record
ACCCGGUUCAGUCGUUCAGCCCGAGUCCAGAGACCAGGAGGAGGAGGAGGCAGCGUCAAUGUCGGCAGCUGCUCUGAAGUAAACACAUUUAAAAAGAUUGUUCUAGCAGCAGAGUGAGCCAUUACCCACAUCAUGUCCCAGGACAAGAGUGGAUACCCUGUUAUGGGUGAGAACAACCCACUUCACAACAGCGUCUAUGGACCCCCUCAGCCAGGUUUUGGCAUGCCCCCUCCCAACUACAGCCAAGCCCCAGGGGGACCGUACCCUCCAGCAACGGGCUACGGACAGCCAGACUUCCCCCAGGCAGGCCCAGGUUUCGCCCCUGGUCCCUACCCUCAGAUGCCCUACCCUCAGAUGCCCUACCCACAGGGACCCUACCCUCAGGGGCCUUAUCAGCAAGGACCCGCACAGCCAGGCUAUCCCAGUGACCCAACGGUUCCUACCGGCAGCCCUGGAUACCAUGGUGAUGGGCCUCCAUCUUACUACGACAAUGAGGAGUUCACCAACUCUGGCUUUGAGGACAAGUCCAUCAGACAAGCCUUCAUCAGAAAAGUCUUCUUGGUUCUCACGGUACAGCUGACGGUCACUUUCUCGUUUGUUGCUGUCUUCACCUUUGUCGAUGAGGCCAAGUACUUUGUGCGGCGCAAUCCAUGGACAUACUAUGUGUCCUAUGCAGUCUUCUUUGUGUCUCUGAUCGUCCUCAGCUGUUGUGGAGAAUUCCGCCGCAAGCACCCCUGGAACUUGGUUGCACUGUCCAUCUUGACCCUGAGUCUCUCCUACAUGGUGGGCAUGAUUGCCAGCUUCUAUGACACAGAGACCGUCAUCAUGGCCGUGGGCAUCACGACAGUGGUCUGCUUCACUGUCGUGCUCUUCUCACUACAGAGCAAGUAUGACUUCACUUCCUGUCGGGGCGUGCUGUUUGUUUGCCUGAUCGUGCUGCUGCUCUUCUCCUUCCUCUGCAUCUUCAUCCGCCACAGGAUCCUGCACAUCGUGUACGCCUCACUGGGGGCCCUGCUCUUCACCUGCUUUUUGGCUGUGGACACUCAGCUUCUCCUGGGCAACAAGAAGCUGGCUCUGAGUCCAGAGGAGUACAUUUUUGCUGCCCUCAACCUCUACACUGACAUCAUCAACAUUUUCCUCUACAUCCUGGCUAUUGUGGGACGCUCCCGUGAAUGAGGCUGCACCUUAAAGAGGAAAGGAGGGUGACAGAGAAUUCCUCCCUUUUAUUGUGAAAUGUUGCUAACAUGCCCUCUAACUCCAUGAACAUUUUCUUCAUUUCUUCCCAUGGUAUUCUUAAUUUCCUCUCCUAUCACACAUAUACUUUUUAAAAUAGGCAGUUGUGCUGUGGAACAGGUGCAGCCUGUCAUAAAAUCCAACACUAUUUAUUAACACAAAUAUUUCCAUUAAUGACGAAAUGAUUAGUCUUUUCCACAAUUUGACCACUCUGCUUGCUGUAACUGUAACUGUGCUUCCACUAACACAGAUGGCUACAUUGUGGCUACAUUACCUUUACCCCAACUUCCAGUUUGGCUCGUUCAUGCAUUGUAGAACAUGUUCUCCUGUGAAUGCAUGGCACUCAGCCUUGCCUUGCUGCAGAGAUCAAUCAGAAAAACGGCGGGGAAGCUAUCCACAGCGCCAAAUAUUGAUGCAAACCAGCUUUGCCUGAAAAGAAGAUAGUGCUAGAAAUAUCCUCCUCUUUCAGUAUGUCUGUUUUCCCAAACGUAUCUUUCCUUUUGAGCCUGCUGUUGUGAAGUGACCCUGCAUGGCAACAUUGGAAACACAGCUAAAGAUGUGUUACGGUUCUUUAGAGCUACCAGAGGAAAACCUCCAUCUAGCCUGUCACAGCUGUAAAUAGUUAAGUGUAUAACUGUGUAUGAUGCCUCGCCCCCUCUGCACUCCGGAUGUGUUGCUUUUUGGGACAAUGUGCACUGAUAUCAGGACACUUACCCAGUACAGUAACUAAAUAUCUUUUGAUGGCAAAAGAAUGAAGAUCAAUGUUGGAUGUGACAAAUAUGAAGAUAAAUUAAUAUUUAUGAAAUGUAUAUUCUUACGGAAUGUCUUUUCAUGUUUUGAAAUUAUUUCUAUGAUUCGAAACUGAGACUUCACUUUACUUUUAUAUUUUCUUUCCUAUCCUCACUAAUUUUCUCUCAUCCAGUCAUUAAUGUGAAGUGAACAUUUGGUGCUGUAUAUAUUUUUUUUUUUCAUUACAAGUUAUGUGAACUAAAGUUGAAGUAAUUUCUGCCCACUUCCAAACCAAGCUGAUCCAAGUUUGAGAACUUCUGAAUUUUAACACUGUAAUGAAGUAGAUGUACGACAGGCUUAUAACUUAUCUAUUUAUUGAGCUUGAUGUAGAUAACAGGGUGGCUUUGAGGUUGCUUUUAAGAUGUUGUUAAGGAAGACACCAGCUUCUGCUGUUGUUUGGAAAGGAACAAGGACUUUGUUAUUUAAAGUGAUUGUGAAACAUUCAAAUGCUGUUUAUACUCAAAGAUAAAGGAAGCAACAUUCACUGAAAACCAAAAUGCUCACUGCACGUAAACACACAACUUGAGGGUUAUAUUUAACAUGAACAUUUUUUAUUUUGUAGCUUUUGUUUUGAAUUUCCACCUCUUGCAUGGCCCUCUCCUCUCCUUUGCAUGUGCUUAUAAUGCACACUGUACAGGUGAUCCUGUUUUGGAGAGACACAGUGUUGUUUGGCAGCCCUGUUGGACUUUUUUUUAACACUAACUGUGUUUGUAUCUAACUGAUGUGCAAGUGUACAUAGAACUCCUUAGUGGUUUGAUGUGUAUAGGUAAAGUAAUUUUGGGGCUUUGUAGGUCUGUUUGCAUUGUAUAUUUGCAUUAAAUCAAAGUGGAACCACAUUCCUUUA